Messenger RNA from Echinostoma caproni, 1590 nucleotides. The record is from the annotation of a GenBank genome assembly. Lineage: Eukaryota; Metazoa; Platyhelminthes; Trematoda; Plagiorchiida; Echinostomatidae.
AACCCCAAUUUCCCGGAUUGGCCUGCGCCAGUGCAUUUUCUUGUCGGUUGUGCUCUGUACAAUUUGAUUUACGAUCGCGUCCGAUUCAAUCGAAACGAGCCUGUUCGAAUUCGUCAUACCGCAUCAAUUAUUGCUUCGAAGGCAGUACAAUCCGGACAAGGAGCCCAAUCUGACGUGACUCCUUUGCGAACGGAGGAAGCCCCUGUCCUAUUCGAAGUGUGCGCUGAGUACCCAGAGGAACUACGCAAUGAGAUCAAGAUUCACCCCACUCUCUUUAACUGGUAUCGUGAUGCAAACUAUCCACCGUUGAGCUUUCAUCCUGCUGAACUACCGAUGCUUUGUCCCCCCAUACCCUGGGUCAGUACGAGAGAUGCCGGUUACCUAAUGUCUCGCAAUUAUGCAACGCGACUAAUUCGGCAUCCACACGGUUCUUCCACCGACAUUCCUAUUCUGAAUGACGAUCUGGAUUUCGAUUCAAAACGAAUUCCGGCGAUUUUCGACGCACUGAACUGCCUUGCCUCUUGUCCUUGGCGUGUGAAUGAAGCGAUCUUGGACAAUCUGAUCAAAGUUGCACGUGCUGGAGGAAAUCGCAGACUUAGCGUCCCCGAGCGUGUAUCGCGUACCACAUCCGAAUCGUUGCAUAUCACUAAAUCGAUGACUUACGACGAGCGUCGCCAGGCUCGUCGAGCGGUCCGCGAAGCCCAACAGCAGUUUAAUGAGGCGCGGUCGUUGUGGGCCAAUGAGCUUUAUCGGUUGUCCAUUGCCAAUCAGUAUCGCGGUCGCGUGUUCUGGUUUCCGCACAGCAUGGAUUUCCGUGGUCGUGUUUAUCCGUGUCCACCACAUUUUCAUCAUAUGGGCAGUGACAUCGCUCGUGGCCUGAUCGUGUUUGCCAAAGGAUUACCUCUCGGACCCAAUGGAUUGAAUUGGCUGAAGAUUCAUCUGGUCAACUUGACUGGAUUGAAGAAAAGGUGCCCGAAUAGCGAACGCCUCGAAUUCGCUAAUUCUAUUCUGGACGAAAUCAUCGAUUCGGCUGUCAAUCCAUUCGAGGGCCGCAGAUGGUGGCAAGAACAGGAAGAACCUUGGCAAACAUUAGCCUGUUGUCGGGAAAUUUUCGCCGCAUUAAAUCACGAAGGUGGUCCAGAGUCGUUUGUUUCUCAUUUCCCAGUACAUCAAGAUGGUUCCUGCAAUGGAUUGCAACAUUAUGCCGCACUUGGUCGCGAUCAGCGUGGUGCGGAAUCGGUCAAUUUGACAAACAAAAAUUGUCCUCAGGAUGUGUAUAGUGAUGUGGUGGAAGUGGUUGAAGCUCAGCGACGUGAAGACGCAGAAGCAGGUCUCGCGGUCGCGCAAAUUCUUCAAAAUUUCGUUCGACGCAAAGUGAUCAAACAGUCAGUGAUGACCACUGUUUACGGUGUCACACUGUACGGUGCCUCUGAACAAAUUCGCAAACAAUUACGGGACCUGGAUGAUUUUCCUGGACGCGAGUGGAUCGGACCGGCCGGUGCUUAUUUGGCUCGGUCUACACUGAACAGCAUUGGUUGUAUUUUCACCUCGUCUGCCGAAAUUCAGGCCUGGUUCGGACAGGCAAGUUGA